CCACCGCAGUCUGGUUGUACCGGUCUCCUUCUUCCUAUAUUCUUCGUGAAGCAUAACAGAGACCGAGAAGGAAGUGAGGCCGAGUCCGCAGCUCGAGCAGCCCAGCCAUUUCGCACAAAGGCGCCGACCUCACCACCCCAGGGGCAGGAAGAGAGGUUACCGCCCGCGAGCAGAGCGUUGAGACGCACAGUGCGCCCUAUGCCCCCGCGCCCCCACAGCCCCCGCCGCGGCGACCGGAGCGCAACGAGAGAAAGCGCCACCGCUGGGCCUGGGUGCAGCUAGCGACACUUACCGCAGCGCACAGCCCGAGGUGAGCGGCGAGCGAGACGGCAGCGAGGCGUUCGCGGACCCCCUCCUGCUGCCCGGGUCCGGCCCGCUCAUGGCGGCCAUCCGCAAGAAGCUGGUGGUGGUGGGCGACGGCGCGUGCGGCAAAACGUGCCUGCUAAUCGUGUUCAGUAAGGACGAGUUCCCCGAGGUGUAUGUGCCCACUGUCUUCGAGAACUAUGUAGCCGACAUCGAGGUGGACGGCAAGCAGGUGGAGCUGGCGCUGUGGGAUACGGCGGGCCAGGAGGACUACGACCGUUUGCGGCCGCUCUCCUACCCAGACACCGACGUGAUCCUCAUGUGCUUUUCGGUAGACAGCCCGGACUCGCUGGAGAACAUCCCCGAGAAGUGGGUGCCGGAGGUGAAGCACUUCUGCCCCAACGUGCCCAUCAUCCUGGUGGCCAACAAGAAAGACCUACGCAGCGACGAACAUGUCCGCACAGAGCUAGCCCGCAUGAAGCAGGAACCCGUGCGCACGGAUGACGGCCGCGCCAUGGCCGUGCGCAUACAAGCCUACGACUACCUCGAGUGCUCGGCCAAGACCAAGGAGGGGGUGCGUGAGGUCUUCGAGACGGCCACGCGCGCCGCGCUGCAGAAACGCUACGGCUCCCAGAACGGCUGCAUCAACUGCUGCAAGGUGCUAUGAGGGCCGAUCCUGGCCCCCGCCUGCCCCUACCGGCGCGGCUCCCCUCCCGGCCUGCCCCUCGCGAGUCCGGAGAAGGGAGACCCGCGUCCCCGAACUACCCCACCGGACUGCCUGGCGUCUGCCGUUAGGACCGGCAGCAGUCUACUGACGGCUCUGGCUCUCGCGCCGGCAGUCGGCGUAGGAGGGACCGGACGCCCCCUUCCCAAUGUCUGUCUGCGUCCGGCUGCGUUGCACAGGCCAGGGCGCCCCGCUGAGUGCCAAGGAUCCCUGAGCAUCCUUUUCUGAAGAGCUAGGCGUCAGAGUGUGUGACUGUGUGUAUGUUCGACUCUCCACGCCCUGUGUUCACCCCCACCCCCGCCUCUGGU
Molecule: messenger RNA, 1335 nt
Organism: Orycteropus afer afer
Lineage: Eukaryota; Metazoa; Chordata; Mammalia; Tubulidentata; Orycteropodidae
Gene: RHOB
Product: ras homolog family member B
Biological process (GO): small GTPase-mediated signal transduction
Molecular function (GO): GTP binding; GTPase activity
Source: RefSeq, a predicted model, not a curated record